Molecule: messenger RNA, 1262 nt
Organism: Hevea brasiliensis (rubber tree)
Lineage: Eukaryota; Viridiplantae; Streptophyta; Magnoliopsida; Malpighiales; Euphorbiaceae
Product: psbP domain-containing protein 3, chloroplastic
Exons: 9
Coding region: 94-927 (277 amino acids)
Biological process (GO): photosynthesis
Cellular component (GO): extrinsic component of membrane; photosystem II oxygen evolving complex; photosystem II
Molecular function (GO): calcium ion binding
Source: RefSeq, a predicted model, not a curated record
UGAUCAUUAGUUAACGGACCGUUAAAAUGGCUGUUAAGAACCAGCAGAGUGAAGUAAACAGAAAAACGGAUAAAGUCCGACGAAAGCAGAGCGAUGGUAACCAACCAAAACAGAAAAAUCAUGGCGUCUAUGUCUUUACUGUGUAAUUGGGUGUCCCAGCGUCCUUGCAAUCGCUACUUCACACCUUUCUCCGACGAGUCGCCUCUUCAUGUUCUCAAACCAAACCCUAGCUCGCUCUCUUCAGGUAUCAAGAAAUGCAGAAAGCAACAGCUUCCCUGCUGCAGCAACACCUACCGAGUAGAAGAACAACACCAACACCAACUCUAUUUUUCGCUUCAAGAACUACCUGGAAGAAGAGAACUUCUGUUCAAGAUCGCAUUUAUUGGGUGUACUUUUCCGGCAAUUGUUUAUAAUGCAUUUGCAGAGAUUGAUGAGUUGCGUGUUUAUACUGAUGAUGCCAACAAGUUCCAGAUAACGAUUCCCCAAGAAUGGCGAGUAGGUACAGGAGAACCUGACGGCGGGUUCAAGUCAGUGACCGCUUUCUACCCAGAAGAAGCUUAUUCGACCUCUAAUGUCAGUGUUGUGAUCACGGGGCUUGGUCCGGAUUUUACUAGAAUGGAGUCUUUUGGCAAAGUGGAAGCCUUCGCUGAGACUCUGGUUGGUGGAUUGGACAGAAGCUGGCAAAGGCCCCCAGGUGUAGCAGCAAAACUCAUCGACUGUAAAUCCUCUAAUGGGCUUUAUUACAUUGAAUACACACUGCAAAAUCCAGGCGAAAGUCGCAAACAUUUAUAUUCAGCGCUUGGGAUGGCAUUCAAUGGUUGGUAUAACAGACUAUAUACCGUGACAGGGCAGUUUUUGGAUGAAGAAGCAGAGAAAUAUAGUUCCAAGAUUCAGAAGACUGUUUCAUCGUUCAGGUUCAUUAACUGACAUGGCUAGCUGUAGCAGAAUUUGUGCGCGCACAGGUUACAUCGAUCAUUCUUUUGAACGUUCAUUUCAUGUUGGUUCUUGGAUAAUUGUAUACAAUAGCCACUACAAAGCGAAGCAACCAGCUGUUUGUACACUAAUUCAGUUAAGAGAAGCCUUUCUUUUCCCUCGAAAAGUAGGAAACUUGUUGGAUUUACAUUUUCAAAGCAUUGAGUACAGCAAUUGCAAUGGAUGGCAAGGAUAGAUUAUUGGACUUACUGAAUUUUGAUGGCUGUCCUCUAUAUACAGACGCUAUUAUCUCUCAUGGUUGAAAUUGAAUGAAAUUUGACUUUCCCUGA